Molecule: messenger RNA, 2496 nt
Organism: Opisthocomus hoazin
Lineage: Eukaryota; Metazoa; Chordata; Aves; Opisthocomiformes; Opisthocomidae
Source: RefSeq, a predicted model, not a curated record
AUGUAUCUCUGCUUUUCAGUUAAGUUUGAUGCAGGAGGCCCUGAGUUGUCCCUUGUCAGGCUAGAUCAGCAGCAUGCUGAGUCCAAGCUAAUCAGUCUUGCCUCUCAGCAAGAAAAAGAGUGCAUCUUGAGAAAGGGUAAAAUUCUGUACAAAGUACGGUGGAAAGGAUAUACCUCUGAUGACGAUACCUGGGAACCAGAGGUUCAUUUGGAAGACUGCAAAGAAGUGCUGCUUGAAUUCAGAAAAAAAAUUGUGGACAAUAAGCCUAAACCUGUUAAAAAAGACAUCCAGAAACUGUCUCUAAAUGAUGAUGUAUUUGAAGCAGAAUCUGACAGUGACUGGCAAAGUGAAACAAAAGAUGAUGUUUCACCAAAGAAGAAAAAGAAGAAGUCAAAAGAUGGAGAGGAUAGAAGUCCAGAUGAUCUGAAGAAGAAAAAGUCUAAGCCCGCAAAACUCAAAGAAAAACCCAGAACAGAAUGUGAAAAUUCCUCAGAUACUUUAGUUUCAGAUUCAAAACCAAAAAAAAGGACUUCAGACACCAAGGAGGAUUCAAGGGACCCAAAGAAGCAAAGAAAAGAAGAUAUUAAAGAAACCAGGAAGAGGAAGGGAGAAGUUAAAGAUUCAAAAAUUAAAUCUAAGGAUUCUAAAGAAAAUAAAAAAUCACGGAAGGAGAAGCAUGGAGAUGUUCAGUUUGACUCAGAAUCAAGUACUCUGGAUGAUGUAUUUUCUCAAGGAACUGAUAAUGAAAAUUCAGACUUAAGUUCUGAAAAUAAAGACGAUAAGCAAAAGGUAAUGAUUGGAGAAGGGAGACUGGAACAAGAAAUUGCUGAAAAAGAUUCCAUUGCUGAUAGGCAUCUUGAUGGAUCAGCAAGUAAUGAAGAUGAUAGUAUUGAUGUUAAGUUUAAAAGAAAGAAGAAGAAAAUUCAGAAAGCUGAAGAUUACAAGGAGGAAGGUAGAAAAGUGGAAACUCAAGAUACCUGUUUAGAGAAGAAGAGCAUGCACAAAAGGCAAAAAGGUCAAGAAAAAGUAAAAAUAGUACCAGGAGAGUUGGAGAAAGUGCCACCUGCUCCUUCACCAGUGCUGAUGGGUAUGAAAUUGAGCCCUGAUGAAAGAGGGCGCAAGUCCACUGAUUCAGCUGGGGAGGAGAAAGAAGUAAAGAAAAUUGAAACAAAAGAAAAAUCUCAAAAAAAAGAGUCUGAAAAAGAAGAAAAGAGCAGAAGAGAACAAAAGGGCCUAAAAAGCUUUAAGGACAUCAAAAGUGCAUUGGGCUUGUUUAAUGUAGCUUCAGAAGAAAAAAGUGAAUAUUGUGAGAAUAACUGCAAAAGAGAAGAAUCUUCGCUAGAAUAUAAAUUCGUAGAAGAAUUAAAAUCAAAAGACAGCAAGGUGUACAAGGAAAGGAGGAACAUAAGAAACGAAACAGACACAUGGACUUACAUUGCUGCAGAAGGUGAUCGAGAAGUAGUGGAUGUGUGUCAAAUGGAGAACUCUGAUGGCAAGCAACAAGUCUUGAGUUUGGGUAUGGACAUGCAGUUAGAAUGGCUGACACUGGAAGACUUUCAGAAGCAUCUUGAUGGAGAGGAUGAGAAUCAUGUCUCAACAGAACCAAUACCAAGUACUCUCCUGAGGGAUGCUGUUAAAAGUGGAGAUUAUAUGACAGUCAAGAUGGCACUUUCUUCAAAUGAGGAAUAUAAUUUGGAUGAAGAAGACUCAAAUGGAAUGACCCUACUAAUGCUUGCUGCUGCUGGUGGGCACGAUGACCUUCUCCGGGUCCUAAUCAGGAAGGGAGCUAAAGUUAAUGGUAGACAGAAAAAUGGAACAACUGCAUUGAUAUACGCAGCUGAAAAGAAUUUUCUAACAACAGUAGCUAUUCUUCUGGAAGCUGGGGCUUAUGUGAACAUGCAGCAGAGCAGCGGUGAAACUGCUUUAAUGAAGGCUUGUAAAAGAGGGAAUUCUGAUAUCGUGCGGCUCAUGAUUGAAAGCGGAGCAGACUGUAACAUUUUGUCAAAGCAUCAGAACAGUGCGCUGCAUUUUGCUAAGCAGUGUAACAACGUAUUGGUGUAUGAGCAGCUCAAGAGUCAUUUGGAAACGCUCUCAAGAGUAGCAGAAGAUACCAUCAGGGAUUAUUUUGAAGCUCGUCUUGCUUUGCUGGAGCCAGUCUUUCCAAUCGCAUGUCAUCGUCUCUGUGAAGGGCCGGACUUUUCUACGGAUUUUAACUACAAACCCCCACAAAAUGUGCCAGAAGGAUCUGGAAUUCUUCUCUUUGUUUUUCAUGCCAAUUUCUUUGGUAAAGAAGUUGUUGCUCGGCUCUGUGGACCAUGCAGUGUACAAGCUGUGGUUUUAAAUGACAAAUUUCAGCUCCCUGUAUUUUUGGAUAGUCACUUUAUUUAUUCCUUCAACCCUACUGCAGGCCUUAACAGGCUUUUUAUACGGUUGGCGGAAGCUCCUGCUGCCAAGGUAAAGCUGCUAAUCGGCGCCUACCGAGUGCAGUUGCAGUGA